CUGUCCAAGUUGGACAGACUGCGGAUUUUCUUGAGUGUUGUUGCAGUCGGGGCCUGAGGGCAGAGGGUCUCUAUUACUUGACCCAGAUCAGAGGAGGCGUGCAGGGCUGCCCCCGACCUAGAUUCCAGCAGGAGCAUUCAGCUAGAGACCGCGAUGUCCACAACGGGGAAGGUGUCUCAGGUUCCCAGCGGGAAGGUCUAUCAGCAGAUCUUUGCAGCAGAGAUGCAGUUGCUCCAGUCUCUGGCGGCCAGCAGGCAGAAAACUAUAGAGAAUUCCAUAACCUCAAAGAUUGCCAAGAAACCCUUGAUGAAGAAGAUGGAUGUUCCCGAAGGGGAGAUGAUGACCUCUCGGCAGCGGAAGUGGUUGCACAGCCUACCCAAUGACUGGGUCACCGAAAAUCCUGUUCUUCUCAGGGAACAAAAAAUAGCCAAGAAGAAAAAAUCUCAGGAGAGUGAAAAUACCAUAGCUUCCCGAGAAGUUCGGGGUCUCAUGGACACAAUAGUACCUGAGAAGAUCAACAGUAUAACCCUCCCUGUAAAAAAAGACUGCAAGAAGAAAGCCUAUGAGAACGCUCUGGCAAACUUUAAGGAGGAGAUCGCACAGAUUGGGACAGAAAUGGAACCUCUCAUCUUAGAGCCUGGAGUAGUUCUUUUAAAAAAGCUGACUGACACUGAUAACAUCAUCAACCAACUCUUCCAGAGUGUGGAAAACAACAGUGACCUCAAAGACUACACUAUCCAGAACCUGCUGGAUCUGUGGGAUCAGGUGGCUGAGAAGUACCUCCAACAGAAGCAGGGGAUUAGGGAGCUGGAUGAAGCACUGCACUUGCAGGAGUUCUCCCGGACAGACAAACUGAAAAAAGUGUUGAAAAAAUACGUAGAAAUCAUAGAGAAAACCUCUUACCUCAUGCAGCCCGACGUGUACAGGCUUAUGAAUAAAGAAGCCAUGAUCAUCAAUCACGCCCUGCUGGGCAACAGGAGAGCCAUCGCCCAGCUAUCUGUCAACCUGAUGGAGGCGACGCUGAAGCAGGAGCUUGAGAGCCGCCACCGCUGGCAGGACCUGGUGGACGUCUGGAAGGGUCUCAAGAAGGAGGGUCUGGUGCAGUAUUUCAGCGAGUUCAUAAACAGUGAGAAGAUCCAGAAUCCUCCAGCUGUGAAUGAGGAGGUGAACAACAUGCUCGCACGCCAGAGUAUCCUGCAGCAAAAGCGGCUGGAACAUCUCAGCACCAUCUGUGACCUUCUGCCCCCCAAUUAUAGCAAAACUCAACUGAAUCAGUGGCAUGCUUCCCUCAACUCACUGAACAGUGACCUCGACUCCUUUCACAUAGACUGUAUGAUGAGGAUCCGCCUACAGUACGAGCAGACCUGGCAAGAGUGCUUGGCCAACGUGCAGCAGUGCAAGAAGCAGUUGCUAGACUGGAAAGCCUUCACAGAGGAGGAGGCCGAGAACCUGGUGAGCCCGUCCUUCUUCCAGAUGGUGGGAGAGCUCCAGAGCAAGGUGGAGGAGCAGCUGGAGCUUUUGGACAAAGCCUUUGAGGCCCUGGAGAAGCAGACAGAGCGGCAAACCUUAGACCUCUUCAGCUACUUCCAGGAGGCUGCACAGCUGUGGGAGGAACACCUGAACAUACUGUCACUGCAGGAGCUGGAACUAGAGAAGAGGAUGGAGCAAAAGCGGCGGAAGGACCUCAGAGAAAACCAGUCCCAGGAGGCUCACCUGGAUAAGCUCUUGGACCAGAUGAGGCAGCAAAGCCAUGAAGACUCCCUGAAGUCAUCUCUGGAAAGAGCCAAAGAUUAUCUGAAGGCUAUACAAAGGAGGUAUGAAACUUUCCACUGCCUCCAGACUAAAGAGAUGACAGACUUCCCAACGAUAAUACUGAACCAGCUCAACUCCUAUAGCUCCACCCUCAGCCGGCACUUCUAUGUCCGUGAAAUCUUUGAACAGAACUUGGAUGGGGAAGUCAUUUUCAAAUUUAGGGAACCAGAAACACAUGAAAAGCUCUUCCAGGAGAGAAGGAGAAACGUGCAAAGAAGAGCUAGGUUGAACGCAGAAACUAGAAAGAGUACCAAAAGCACAAGUAGAGAGCCAGGUUUGCCUGUGCCAGCAGAAGAAAUGGAAGAAAAUAAAGACCAAGAGAUGGAGUCCUCCACAGGUGAAGAUCUGGCUUCCAGCCUGCAGGAAGAGCCAGUACCGAGUGGCAGGCUGGGUGCGUUCAGAGAGGACUCUCUUCAAGAUUCAGAAGAAGUGCAGGAGGAAAACGAUGGCUCCCUAAAGGCAGCCUUGAAACAGGAAGACCAGAUGGUUCAAGAAGAGAAGGAAAUGAUAGGGGAGGGAAAUGAGGAGAUAGAAGAAGAGGGGAAGAAUGAAGAGAUGGGAGAAGAGGCGUAUGAUGAAAAGGAGGAGGAGAGGGAGGAAAAAGAAGAACGUGAGAGUCUACUUGAUGAGGUGGCAUCUCAGGAAGAAAGUCAGGGGGAGUUAUCCACUGAGGAGAUGGAGUCCUUUACAACCUCCAGUGGCAACACUUACUAUGUCUUCCUACCCCUUGAACAAGAAGAAGAUGAAGAUGAAGAUGAAGAAGAAGAAGAAGAAGAAGAAGGAGAAAAAGAAGAAGAAGAAGAAGAAGAAGAAAAAAAGGAAGAAGAGGGUUGCAAGAGACCUUCUCCUAGCCUUUCUGCCAUACUCACCAGUGAAAUGCCUGGCGCUAGGUGCCUAGAACAAGUGAUGAUUCCGCCCACGUUGAUUUCAGAAAUAAAGAAGCAAUUGAGAACUGGCUUUUUUGAGCACCUGGAGAAAUGGUUUGACCAGUGUUCCCUUAACAUCCGCGUGAUCAUGUCCACCAAGGUGGACCAGCUGAAUUCCGAACUGGAGCUGCGUCUGCACCUGCACCAGCCAAGAGCCCAGCAGAUUGAAAAGGACAUCCACAAUGUCAGGGCAGCUGAACUCUUGCUUCAUCGAGAACGACUAGAUAGUCACUGUUCUGGGGUGCUGGAGACCCUGAAGAAGGAGAGGCUGAUGUUCUGCCAGUUCCAAGAAGAGCAGAACACCAAGAGCAAAAAUUUCCGCCGCAAGAUUUACGACAUGGAGCACACGUUUUUGAAUGCUACAAAGAGCCAGAAGCUGGUCAGUCUCAGCAGCGCGCUGCACCGGGAGCUGCUGAGCUAUGUCGACGUCAUCCAGGUGUCCCUGCGCAGCUUCCGGCAGUACCUGGAGGAGAGCAUGGGCAAGCUUCGCUAUACCAACAUCGAGUUCAUCAAGCAGUGCAGAUUGUUUUCAGAGGGAGGUAACUUUUCUACAGAAGAAAUUGACUCACUGUGUCGUCGGCUAGAGAAGGAAGCUACCCGGAUAGAGUUGGUUGAAAAUUUAAUCAUGAUCAACAUGGAGAAGAUGGAGACUGAGUACCUGGACCAGGCUAAUGAUGUCAUCAACAAGUUUGAAAGUAAAUUCCAUAAUCUGCACGUGGACCUUAUUUUCAUUGAGAAAAUCCAGCGGUUGCUGACAAAUCUGCAAGUGAACAUCAAAUGUGAGGUGGCCAAAUCCAACUCGCAAGCAGAUGGAUUAAAUUCUUCCCUGGAACAGCUUCAAAGCAAGGUGAAAAUGUGCCGUCGGAACUCACAAGGAGAAAAAAAAAUGGUGACUUCAGAGGACCUCCUUGGCUUUGUCCGAACGUGGAAAGAAAAGCUAAACCAGAGGAUUCAGUACCUCAACUGCAUGGUGACCACAGUGACUCAAGUUGUCUUUGCAGACAGCAACCUCUUGACUGACACAGAGAUAGAGAGUGAUAUCCUAGUGUCUUCAGAAGUCCUUGAAGAAGAUGCAUACAUCAACACAGUCAAUGCCGAGUCCUUUGCCCAGCCAAGCCGUAUGGGGAAGCCUAUGAUUGAAGAUCCAGCCCUGGAGGUGGUCAAGAAGAUUCUGCAACCUCACACCCUGAAAGGCCCAACUCAUCAGUGUGACAAAGAUCGAUCCCAGACAGGGCUAUGCUCUCAUCCUGGACAUUCAUCACCCAAAGGCUUGAAGCGACCCCGGAACCACAGUGUGAAGAAGGCCUUGUCUACUAUCAGUACCGCCUCAGUAGGGAGUUUGACGCGGUACAGCAAGCCCAAUAGGAUGGACAAAAAGUACCAGGUGCUCGGGGAGAGGCCGCCUGCUCCCUCCGAGGACUUUAAAGGAAUCAUCUUGACCCUCCUCUGGGACAGCAAUGAACAUCUUCUGAAUGUCAUAGAGGAGUAUUACCGCAAAGAGAAACGCUCGGUCACCAGGCCCGACUGCAUGUAUGAAACCUUUGAUCAGUGUGCAGAGAACAUUGGCAAAAAGUUGCUGGAGUACCUGAGUGAGACAGAUGAGUACCACAACUCCUGCCUGAUAGAAUUACGGGCCCAGAUGAGGAGAUUUGAAGAAUUGCUGCCCCAAGUGUGUUGGCUGGUGAUGGAGAAUUUCAAGGAGCACCACUGGAAAAGGUUUUGUGCCUCCACCAAGGAGAUCCAUGAACAGUUCUUGGAAUAUCAGACACAGACAGAAAAAUGGAAGGACGAAAAUUCCCAGAAACUUCAUCCAAAUCUUGGACAUCCCACACAUUCCCAAGAGAUGGAGGAUCUUUGUCAAGUGGAAGAGAAAAGGCAGGAAGACCUGGAUGAAGCCAUUACAGAGCUGAAGGAGAAACUGGAGGAAUUCACUAAGAAGUACAGCAAGUUUUUCAUAGCCAGCUUGGCCACAUUCACUGAGAAGUUUCUGCUGCAGUUGGAUGAAGUGGUCACCAUUGAUGACAUCCAGGUUGCAAAGGUGGAACGUCCCAAGCAGAAAACAUCGAUCCUCAUACGAAGGAAACUCAAUGGGCUCUCCCUGGAGGAAGAGAGUGAGAAGCCCCUGAUUGAACGUGGAAGUAGGAAGUGGCCAGGAAUCAAACCAACUGAGCUCACCAUCCAAACCAAGAUCCUCUUCCGGAAAACGGCAUCCAUCACCACCACCAAGACAACCCUGGGCCACCUGGCAGCUGUGGAAGCCCGAGACGCUGUCUACCUGAAAUAUCUAGCAGUACUGGAGGAGGAGUUGAACAAGAUUCGGGAUGAAAACACUUUGCAGGUGAAGGAAGCUCAGCGCUGGAAGGACAGCUGGAAGAACUCUGUGCACAUCAUCCAGAACUUGUACUCUAAUUCUAACAGCAUGUCCAAAUAAAGGCCCAUUUUAUAUGAA
Molecule: messenger RNA, 5187 nt
Organism: Erinaceus europaeus (western European hedgehog)
Lineage: Eukaryota; Metazoa; Chordata; Mammalia; Eulipotyphla; Erinaceidae
Gene: CCDC180
Product: coiled-coil domain containing 180
Exons: 38
Coding region: 154-5169 (1671 amino acids)
Source: RefSeq, a predicted model, not a curated record